Molecule: messenger RNA, 342 nt
Organism: Aspergillus uvarum CBS 121591
Lineage: Eukaryota; Fungi; Ascomycota; Eurotiomycetes; Eurotiales; Aspergillaceae
Exons: 4
Coding region: 1-240 (79 amino acids)
Source: RefSeq, a predicted model, not a curated record
AUGUGCGACGUCCCAUUUUUCCCCAUCCUCCCCAUCUGCUUCCAAUGCGGCACCGACCAGAACCCCUGCCGCUGUAAAGUCGUCGGGCCAACCCUAGGAUUUAUCUGUACGGUUGUCGCUGCUGUGAUCUGCUACCCGGCAUCGAUCUUCUGCGGGUGUUGCUUGACGAAGACGGGCAAGGAUGUGCUGGGAUAUCCGGUCAAGGUGAAUGGGAUUGUCAGUAAUGCGAUACCGAUAUAAGUAUCAUGCUUUACUCAGUACUGGGGUUGGUUGGAGGGGUUUUCAUGAUAGAAGUGGGUGGGCAACGUUAAUCAUAAUAAAUAAUAUAUUUACUUAAACAGC